Messenger RNA from Pezoporus flaviventris, 1248 nucleotides. Its product is annotated as ly6/PLAUR domain-containing protein 3-like. NCBI's taxonomy places the organism in Eukaryota, Metazoa, Chordata, Aves, Psittaciformes, Psittacidae. Gene Ontology annotation, cellular component: plasma membrane. The record is from RefSeq and is a predicted model, not a curated record. The transcript is spliced from 4 exons. The annotation marks the transcript as partial.
GGACAGGCUGGGACAGGUCAAGCGUCGCCCGAGACGCAUCCCCAGGGGCAGGGUGAGGCCUGUGAGCACCCGCCCCACACACACACACACACGUGUGGGGCAGGCGCUGUGGGGCUGCAGUGCCUGAGCUGUGGGGCAGAGGAUGGGACCUGCCAUGCGGCCAUCAACAUCACCUGCCCCCCGGAGAGCAACGUCUGCGCUGAGGCCUUGGCCAGUGUCACAUGGAGCCACGGGCGGCUGGCGCUGGGGGGGCGGGGCUGUGGGCGGGGCCAGCCCGGGUCCCUGGCGCGCGCCCUCGAGCUCCCGGGGGUCGUGGUCUUCGUGCGGAGGCGCCAGUGCCGGGGGGGGGCCGAGGCCUGCAACGGGGCCCUGCCCAUGGGAACAGAGAGCGCCCUGCCCCUGCCCGACAACGUCACGGCCCAGGCACCCAAUGGGCUGCGCUGCUUUGGUUGCCCUGACGACGGGCCCUGCUCCGCCCCCACCAUCGUGGAGUGCUAUGGCGACCUCCGCGGCUGUUUCCAUGGCAACGUCACCGUGACGCUGGGUGGGUCCCGGCGGUGGCGGGAGGUGCGGGGCUGCGUGCGGGACCCGACCUGCACCCCGGAGCCCCGAGGGGACGACGCCGUGGGGCUGGAGGGCUCCUGCUGCGCCGGGGACCUCUGCAACGGCCCCGUAGGGAACCGCAGCCUCUUCGCCCCCGACCUGCCCCGGCUCGAGCUCCUCCCGCAGCCCCACGGCCCCACGGCCGGGCCCAACAAAGGCAAUGGGAGCACUGGGGGGGACAAGGCCACCACCAAGAUGGCCACCUCCACGGGCAACGCGUCUGCUGCCAAAACCAAGAUGGCCGCCUCCACGGGCAACGCGUCUGCUGCCAAAACCAAGAUGGCCGCCUCCACGGGCAAUAUGGCGCCCACUGUAGCCAACGUGGCGGCCACCAAAGGCAAUGUGGCUGCCUCCAGAGGCAGCAUGGUGCCUACCGUAGCCAAUGGGGCUGCUACCAAAUCCAGUAUGGCGGCCACCAAAAGUCUCAUGGCGGCCACCAUGGCCAAUAUGGCGGCCACCACAGGCGAUAUGGCAGCCGUGGCUGCUGUUGACCACCACGGAGCUGCCAUUGAUGCCAGCACAGCCGCCGGACGCGCGGGGCACCCCCUGGAGCGCAAAGAUGGCGUCAAGGGCCCUGUGGGGCAGAGCCACCCUCUGGGGGCGGGGUUGUGGCCCCUCCCCUUCCUCUUGCUCCUCCUCCUCUAA